Messenger RNA from Cervus elaphus (red deer), 1612 nucleotides. RefSeq names its product solute carrier family 25 member 1 (gene SLC25A1). The transcript is spliced from 9 exons. Gene Ontology annotation, biological process: mitochondrial citrate transmembrane transport. The record is from RefSeq and is a predicted model, not a curated record. The coding region runs from base 153 to 1079 and encodes 308 amino acids. NCBI's taxonomy places the organism in Eukaryota, Metazoa, Chordata, Mammalia, Artiodactyla, Cervidae.
UCGGACCACGCGGGGCGGAGCCCUGGGCCGAAGCGGCGGCUCCGCCCCGGCCCAUAACCGGUGCCGCCGCCGCCGCGACCGAGCGCGAGAGCUCGGACCCGAGGCCACCGCCGCCGCCGCCGCCGGGCCCCCGCCCCGCCCGCCCGCCCGCCAUGGCCGCACCCCGCGCUCUGGCGGCCGCCGCGCCCGCGCCCGGGAAGGCCGCACUCACUCACCCGGGGAAGGCGAUCCUGGCAGGCGGCCUGGCGGGCGGCAUCGAAAUCUGCAUCACCUUCCCCACCGAGUACGUGAAGACGCAGCUGCAGCUGGACGAGCGCUCGCACCCGCCGCGCUACCGGGGCAUCGGGGACUGCGUACGGCAGACAGUCCGCAGUCAUGGCGUCCUGGGCCUGUACCGCGGCCUCAGCUCCCUGCUCUACGGCUCCAUCCCCAAGGCGGCCGUCAGGUUCGGGACGUUCGAAUUUCUCAGCAACCACAUGCGGGACGCCCAGGGACGACUGGACAGCACGCGCGGGCUGCUGUGCGGCCUGGGCGCCGGAGUGGCCGAGGCCGUGGUGGUCGUGUGCCCCAUGGAGACCAUCAAGGUGAAAUUCAUCCAUGACCAGACCUCUGCCAGCCCCAAAUACCGAGGAUUCUUCCACGGGGUCAGGGAGAUCGUGCGGGAACAAGGGCUGAAGGGAACGUACCAAGGUCUCACGGCCACCGUGCUGAAGCAGGGAUCCAACCAGGCCAUCCGCUUCUUCGUCAUGACCUCCCUGCGCAACUGGUACCGAGGGGACAACCCCAACAAGCCCAUGAACCCGCUGAUCACUGGUGUGUUCGGAGCCAUCGCGGGUGCAGCCAGUGUCUUCGGAAACACUCCACUGGAUGUGAUCAAGACCCGGAUGCAGGGACUGGAGGCACACAAGUACCGGAACACGUGGGAUUGCGGCCUGCAGAUCCUGAGGAAGGAGGGACUCAAAGCGUUCUACAAGGGCACUGUCCCGCGCCUCGGCAGGGUCUGCCUGGAUGUGGCCAUCGUGUUCAUCAUCUACGACGAGGUGGUGAAGCUUCUCAACAAAGUGUGGAAGACGGACUGAGCCCUGGGGUCUGUGCGCAGGCUGCGCCCGGCGCCUCCUUCUUACAAUUCCAGUGCAGUCGUGCCAAAAGGCCUGUUCCCUGUCCUGCGUACUCCAUGGCCUGGGUGUCCCCUGUGGCCGUCGGGUCCACAUGUCCUCUGUGGCCUGUACACCGCCACCGCAGUGUCUGUGUGUCCAGCUGAGACUGGGUGUCCCUCUGGCCUGUGAAUCUGUGCCCACUUGUCCACGUGCUUGUGUGCCCGUGUCAUGUUUCGUGUGCUGUGACCCUGUGCCCCCCUUCCCGGGGUGCCCGUGUGGCCGGGGUCACAUCCCAGCCCGGUGCCUUCCACCCUGGGCAGCAGGGGCAGUGCCCCGGCCCACCACAGCUGCCUCCGGGCCUCAGCCUGGCCUCACUGCAUUCCAGGGGCUGCAUGGCCCCCGCUUUUCCCGCCACUGGCCUUAAUGGCCCUCGGGCCCUCCCUCCGCCCAGGACAGGAUGGCACCUGCCACUCUCAGGACCACCCUUCCAAGGCAAUAAACCGGAUCCUGUUGCA